Messenger RNA from Sciurus carolinensis (gray squirrel), 1044 nucleotides. It is a transcript of the gene Hmx1, whose product is annotated as H6 family homeobox 1. Gene Ontology annotation, biological process: regulation of transcription by RNA polymerase II; negative regulation of DNA-templated transcription. Gene Ontology annotation, molecular function: RNA polymerase II transcription regulatory region sequence-specific DNA binding; DNA-binding transcription factor activity, RNA polymerase II-specific. The transcript is spliced from 2 exons. The record is from RefSeq and is a predicted model, not a curated record. Lineage: Eukaryota; Metazoa; Chordata; Mammalia; Rodentia; Sciuridae. Gene Ontology annotation, cellular component: nucleus. The coding region runs from base 1 to 1044 and encodes 347 amino acids.
AUGCCUGACGAGCUGACGGAGCCCGGGCGCGCCACGCCAGCCCGCGCCUCCUCCUUUCUCAUUGAAAACCUGCUGGCUGCCGAGGCCAAGGGCGCGGGACGCGCAGCCCAGGGCGACGGCGGCCGCGAGGAGGAGGAAGAGGAGGACGACGACCCAGAGGACGAGGACGCCGAGCAGGCGCGGCGGCGACGGCUGCAGCGGCGGCGACAGCUGCGAGCGGGCACUGGGCCGGGCGGCGAGGCGCGGGCCCGGGCGCUGCUCGGGCCGGGUGCGCUGGGCCUCGGUCCCCGGCCACCCCCCGGGCCCGGGCCGCCCUUCGCUCUCGGUUGCGGAGGUGCGACGCGCUGGUACCCACGGGCGCACAGCGGCUACGGAGGCGGCCUCAGUCCCGACACCAGUGACCGGGACUCACCGGAGACCGGCGAGGAGAUGGGCCGCGCAGAGGGCGCCUGGCCUCGGGGCCCCGGGCCGGGAGCGGUGCCUCGGGAGGCAGCGGAGCUGGUGGCACAGGGCCCGGUGGCCAGCGGGGAGGAGGCGGCGGAGCUGGCCGAGGCCCCGGCGGCUGCGGCAGCAGGGGAGGCGCGCGGUGGUGUCGGGGGUCGCAAGAAGAAGACGCGCACGGUCUUCUCGCGCAGCCAGGUCUUCCAGCUCGAGUCCACCUUCGACCUGAAGCGCUACCUGAGCAGCGCGGAGCGCGCCGGCCUCGCUGCCUCGCUGCAACUCACCGAGACCCAGGUCAAGAUCUGGUUCCAGAACCGUCGCAACAAGUGGAAGCGGCAGCUGGCCGCCGAGCUGGAGGCCGCCAGCCUGUCCCCGCCCGGCACGCAGCGCCUGGUCCGCGUACCGGUGCUCUACCACGAAAGCCCCCCGGCCUCCGCCGGCGCCGGGCCCCCCGCUGCGCUGCCCUUCCCGCUGGCGCCCCCGGCGCCUGCGCCGCCUCCGCCGCUGCUCGGCUUCUCUGGGGCCCUGGCCUACCCGCUGGCCGCCUUCCCCACCGCCGCCUCGGUGCCCUUUCUACGGGCGCAGAUGCCCGGCCUGGUGUGA